Schistosoma haematobium is the source of this 6136-nucleotide messenger RNA. RefSeq names its product ATP-binding cassette sub- G member 2. Lineage: Eukaryota; Metazoa; Platyhelminthes; Trematoda; Strigeidida; Schistosomatidae. The transcript is spliced from 6 exons. The record is from RefSeq and is a predicted model, not a curated record. Bases 4574 to 5674 code for a protein of 366 amino acids. Gene Ontology annotation, molecular function: ABC-type transporter activity. Gene Ontology annotation, cellular component: plasma membrane.
CUUUAAUUAUUAUGACAAAAACAUUUUAAUCAUCUUAUUAUAUUCACUAAAUCUAAUGUUAUUAUUCGUAUUGCGUAAUCUAGUAUUGUAAUCUUCUAUUCGCCAUCUUGGUUAUUCGUGUUCACAUUUCCUCACGGAAUUAGUACUUUAACAAAAAAAAUUUCAUAUAUAUACGAUUGUACAGCUUGAUAAUAUAUUGACGUAUUUCAACUGAGAAGAAAGAUUAGUUCAGCGAAGAGUUCUCUUUUCGGCGAAUCCAUUUUCAAAGCUGCACAAUCGCAAAUAUAUAUACUUAUUUUUACAGGGUGAUGAUAAUACUGAUAAUAAACUUCUGUUAUACAUGGUGACAGUGAGGUUAAAUAAACAAAGGUAUUAGAAAAAUUUAAAACGGAAAUUUUAAUAAUCGUUUGAUUGUUAUUGGCUUAAGUAUUCAUCAAAAGAUAGAUAGAUAGGGAAAUUAUCAUUGGGAAAGGAUGCUCGGCGUGAUAAAAUAAAAUGUUAAAACAGAGAUGAAAUGUAAUCGGAAUGAUCGUGGAAAUAAAAACAAAUCAGUUGGGGAUAGAAGAUUUAAAGGGAAGAUGGAAGGUGAAGCAGGUGGCUGUAAGGGAACGAGAGUAUGAAGAAAGAGAAAAUUUUUAAUACAUUAAGACCAUGGUAGAAGAAGAGGUUGUAUAUCAACUGUCUUCCUCACGCUACCAUUGCUUUAUUCUCUAGAGAAGUGGCUUGCAUUGAGUUAUGAAACGUCAGAAAACUCAAUUUUUCUACUCAUUGGAACAUUACAACUAUAUUAUAUCAUAAUUGAACAUUAUCACGGCCUAAGUUUCUUUGCAAACUAUUAAUGAUAAACUCUCUCUAAUUCAUGUGAUCAAUUGCCGUAAAAUGAGCAGUUAUAUAUAUAUAUAUAUAUAUAUAUAUAUAUACUGUAAAGGUUUCAGUCUCUUUGAAUGUCCUUUUCUAAUUGUUGUAACUUGUGACUGCCGAUUAGAACGAAGCGUAUUUAUCGAUCGGAUCAAUGACACGAAAAACACGUACGAACGACCUAGGGUCCCGAUUGGCCCUGCUUCACUGUCUAGCCCAGCCAGUUGAGUCCAGAACACAAGUCUCAGCCUCUGAGAUAUGAAUCGUUAUAUUUCAAACAUACUCUGUUUAUAUACCAACCAAACAGACCACAUCGUACCAUAAAAUAGAAAACAACAUUUGUACAAUAUUUAACAAGUGAAAUAAAUACUGAUCAAUAGGGAAUGUCCAUUUAAAGUCCAAGGACACCAUUAGACUUAACAUGAUAAUUAUUGGUAUAUUUUUCCGAAUAUCCUAACACUAAUCCAUUCUGUUGCCUGUGGAAAAGAAAUUUCAACACGACACCUUAACUCAUCCCCUUCAAAAUGUUCUUAUAUGGUAGAAUGUGUUGAGAAGAAAUGAUUAAAAACUGUCACAAAGUAAUUUUAAACAGAAUUGUAUUGAAAUACAUACAUUGAAAAUGGAGGGAAUCGAUCACUGGUUUAUAUCAAUUUUGAAACGUCUAUAUUUGAACUCUCACUAUCAUUCACUCUAACUGAGUAGUUCAUAUUAUUUCCGUUUAAUUGUGAACAGAAAAUUAUGUUCAAGUGAUACAAUGCUCAAGACAUAGGCCUAACAAUCAGAUUUUAGUUGAUUGGGAAAUGAUUGCCCUAAAGACUAAUUACUUACAUUUUGUCAUGCUUAUUUUGUGUUGACACUGUGGAUAAAUGUCCCAUUUUAUUUCAUAAAAAGCCUAAAUAUCCUUGCGUCUAUAUCAAGAAAGCUUCUGUACAAACUGGACUUCUCAAUAUUGUUAUCGGGCAGGGAAAAAUAGUUUAGAGGCAGUGUUAUUCAUUUAAUUUUAGUCGGAGUUUUGAAUAAUUAACUUAGUAUACUAACGUAUGAUAAAAAUAUUAUUUUGUCAAUAAUAACGUAUCGCUAUGUUACACUGAAUAAAUACUUAUGAAAUUAUGUUUUACAACAACGUUGAAGUGCAUAUAUUUUCAUACAACGUACGUACUGCCAAUUCUUAAUGUGGUUGAUUUUGUUCCGUUGUUUAAUUUGACCGCUCAUUCUAUCCUUAUCUUAGUUCCACCUACAAUAAUUUCACUCAUCAAGAUAUGCGUUACUGAAACAAGCUACCUAAAAAAGAAACCAGUCUUUUCAGACAAUGUUUAUACACAUCAAUACGUCCUUUAUUGUACAAUUAUUUCCCUUGAAAUCAUAUCAUACAGCUAAAUGAACUAAGUGGUUUGUAGUACAUCAUCUUUUGAACAUAAAUUGCUUUGGCAAAUCUUGUUUUGUACUUUGAUAAAUAUUGACUUUUACCAAUGCAUCUAUGUAACAUAUGCAUUUUUUAGUCACAAAACGUAGAUAAACAGAGACUAACCAAUCAUCACAAAAUGACCUUCAUAUUCACUAUGCUUUUAAUUAAAAAUUUAUUUAAAAGAAUGUUGUGUUUGAAGGCUACUUUAAAAACUAUGCAAUGUUGAUUUGUUUUCUUUACGUUGGAGAAUAGUUAGUACAUUUUAAUGUAACACUAAGAUGAUUGUGAAAUAUAUUUUCAAGUGAUAAUAACACGUGAAAAUUAUUUCUGAAAUGAUUGGUUAAAAAAAUCAAUAUAGGAAUUCUUACGAAGUUCAUUUGUUGAUGUACUUAUGGCACACUAAUCAGUUGGUAGUUUUAUGAAAUAGCUUUCAGUAUUGACCUUGUACGACUGUAUAUUAAGUAAUUUACAUACCUAAUCUGAUGCAAUAUUAGUAUCAUAAGCUCAGUGACAGUUUUAUUUACUCAAGUUUUUUUUCAGUUAGAAUUAUAAACACUCGUUUACUAGGUGUGAUCUGGCUUACUACAAAUCAUGUGUAAUAUCCAGUUACUUUGAUAUGCUUAACAUUUCAUUAGUUCAGGUAGUACUCACCACAGACUUCAUAGUUCUUUAUUUGGGUACAUUGUAUUCAGUGAUAUACGGUUUAAUUUCUUUGACAAGAAUCAAAGCGACUCAACUGUGUCACUUAAUUUAUUUUUAUAAGGAGAACAGUUAAAGUCUGAAUGGUUCAAUAGUAAGUCUUCUUGCUCUCUAUAAUACUUAACAUCUUCAAAAAAUUAUCACACAGAAGUGCAGGCGACACUUUGUUAAAUGAUGAUAAAAUACAUUUUUUCGGGGAUUUUAUUGAAUUCACUCAGUAUAUCCACACAACUGUCUUUAUCAUUUUGUUAAUAAAGUGCUGAUGGAAUAGACACGUAAAACUCAAAGGUUUGAUGAAAUUUCAAUCAGUGGUUGUCAACUUACCAAACUUACAGUAAAUGCCUUCAUUAGUUUUGUUCACCUGAUGAACUGAUCAGACUUACAAAAUCUAAUAAACAGUGACUAAUAUUUCUUUUUGCACGAGCAAAAAUACAUCUGAAACUAAUCGCUGUCCAAAAAUAUACGUUGUUACAAUCUCUCGAAUUUUCCGAUUUUUGAGUAUAAUUUAGUCAUUUGUACAUAAAGCUCGAAACUAAAUACAAGAAGUAGGAUUGAAGGAAAAAUCAUACUGCAAAUAAACGUUCUGUUUGAUGUAAUGAUCCCCUCAUGAUACUAUUGAACUAUACUGAUUUAAACUAGAAAUUGUCUCAUCGAAUGAGCGGUGUUUAUACUACUUAUCUAGUAAUUAAGAGUUAUAUAUACAAAUCAUUUAGUCAAAGUUGAUUCAAGUUUAAUAUAUUGUGUAUUGUGAAUUCACAAAUCUCAUCCUAUCAUGUUUGUGAUAGUUCCAAGGAAGUCCACGAGACUAUUUAAAGUUUGAAUUUGUAAGUCCUCAGGUUAUUUCAGAUUUUCAUAGCAACGACCAUAUCCUUAUCACAAGCCGUUCAUAUGUCCAGUUUUUUUACGCUAUGUCAGGAGACUGACAUAUCGAAUAAAAAUUAAAGGAAUAAAAAUUCUACCAACAUUCAAUUAAUGCUAUAUAAAAACUAUAUUCAAAUAAACAACAGACAGAUAAGCAAUGUUAGAAGAAAUGUAAUCAUUGGGCGUAUUGCGAAAUAACAAUGGGAAGGUACAAGUAAACAACACUAAAUCUUGAAGUUAUUUUCAAAACUGCCGAAUCAGAACUAUUUUGACCGCUUCACCAUUACAGUAUACCUUAGUACACCGAAUAGAAUCCAGUAGUAUUCACCUAAAGGAAGUCGCAAACAUAUCUUUAAUGUUUGUCUUCAUGAAUUCCUCUAUAUUGCUUUUUCCCGUUUUAGAUGCAAAGUAUUUCUUGCAGAAUGUAGUAAGAAUUUUUAUCAGAAUAGAUUAGGUCAAUUGAAGCAGGAAAAACUAUGUAACAUUCAAAAAUACAAUUCAGCGACGACAAGAAAAACAACAGCGAUCACUAGACAUAUUCAGCGCAAACAAGACAAACAGCUUGACUGCGAAUUUGUACAACCAGGCAAUUAUUUAUCAACAAUAAAUAAGGAAAUUGAAAAAUUUGAUGAAUUAUGGGCGUUGAGUCGUUCUCUUUGUACUUCUGAUACGAAUCAGGAAGAUGAUGAUGACAAUAAUAUUCACUAUCAGAAUGUUGAUUUUCAACAGGAUAAUUUGUAUUCUGCACCAAUGAAUAAUAAUAAUAAUUUCUUUUGUUAUGAUACAACUAUAAAAAGUCCUAAAUUAGUUAACUAUUUUUCUUGUAAAUGCAAAAAACAGUCAUCCAAUUAUCAACAAUGCUCAACUACAUUCUGUUACCAAUUGUUUACACUUAAUUGGCGAUCAUAUUUAAGUAUGAAAAGAUCAGGCAAAACAAUACUGGCACAUUUUGUCAUACAACUUGUAAUAGCCUUAUUUUUGGGCAUCAUCUAUUUAAACAUGAACAAAUGGAGCGGAUCUGGAAUUCAAAAUCGUGUGGGCUUAUUUUUUAUCACUUGUUUACAUUUAUUAUUUAUUAGCGGGACAUUAUUAGAAGUGUUUUUAAAAGAUCGUUUGAUAUUUAUACAUGAGACAUCAACUGGAUUUUAUCGUAUUUCAGCAUAUUUUCUUUCUAAAAUUUUAUCGGAUGUUUUACCAAUAAAAGUGAUACCAGCUUUUUUGUGUUUAUCUAUAACAUAUUAUUUAACUGGUCUUCGCUAUGAAUUAUAUCCAUUUUUAUUAUGGCAACUCACUAUUGGAUUGUUAACAUUUUGUGCAUCAGCGAUUACAUUUGCUGUCAGUGCAAUGGUAAAUGAUCAACGAAUCGGAUCAAUAUUAUUAUCUAUGUUUUUUGUCUUAAUGAUGGUAACGAGUGGUUAUUUAGUAAAUAUAUCAACUUUAUGGAAAUGGCUUCAGUUAUUUCGUUAUAUUUCAAUACUACGUUAUGCUAUAAACAUAUUAACAAUAAAUGAAUUAUUUGAUAUGACAUUUUGUCCUGAAAAAACAUUACCUCAUUCAAAAUUAUCGUCUGUAGAUUUUAAUCGCAUUAAUGCAAGUGAUUCGCCUUAUUCAAAUGCAACAUCAUUAUUGAUAAAUGAAUGGAAAAACACUGAGUACUUUCAAACUGGAAUUGGAAAAAUUCAAAAUUUAGAAUCUAUCUGCAUUAGCGGUGUACAGUAUUUAGAAUCGCAAGCAAUUGAAUAUCGAUCAAAAUGGGCAGUUUGGCUAAAUGAAUUGGGUAUAUUUGUGAUUGCAAUUUUAGCCUUGUGUGUAGCUUAUAUUCAUUUAAGACUAAUUAAACGAUAUAGAUAGAAGAGAAUAGAAUCAAGCAAUAUAAUAUUUAUAUAUAUUUAGUAUUAGAAUAAUUUAUACUAAUUAUUUUUCUAAAAACAUUUUCUUUAAUAUGUAACUAAUUCUCUUCGUAAAAUUAAAACUGUCUUUCAUAUAACCAUUUUGUUUUUUCUUCGAUUAACAUAUAUAUACUUUAAAAGCCAUUAAUUGGUCUGUGCUAAUCCAAUUGUUUAUUACUAGUAGCAUUCAUGAACAUGAGCAUAAUGUUUAUUUUAAUUGUUGAAAAACGACCAAUAAUAAUGCAUGUAUUUUUUUUAUCGGUUUUUGUUUUUCUAUUUUCUACUUUACUAUAUUGUUUACUUUUUUUCUCGUUUCCUGUACAUAAUAUGUUUAUUUUUAUAAUAGUGCUGAAUUUUUUUUUCUAUAUUCAAUAAUUACUUUUUUGUACAACGAACAUUUAUAUAUGAGAAAUCUAGACAUUAU